Sus scrofa (pig) is the source of this 2821-nucleotide messenger RNA. It is a transcript of the gene CCDC183, whose product is annotated as coiled-coil domain containing 183. The record is from RefSeq and is a predicted model, not a curated record. Lineage: Eukaryota; Metazoa; Chordata; Mammalia; Artiodactyla; Suidae.
CCCCUAGCCUGGGAAUUUCCAUAUGCCGCGGGUUCUGCCCUAAAAAGACAAAAAACAAACAAACAAAAAACACAACUGGGAGUGACCAGAAAGGUGAAGGAUCCGUGUGGUGGGUCAGAGAACGACGGGUGCUGUGACGCGCUGUGAGCGCCAUCGCUGAGCGGAACUGUGUUCUCCCCGCGUUCAAUUUGCAGCCGGAACCCCCAGGACCUCAGAACGGGGCUGCAUUUGGAGACAGGGCCUUUACAGGGUGAUGCAGCCACUAUGGGGCUGGCCCGCAUGCAGCGGGAUGAGGGCUCAUAGGAGGAGGGGAUUAGGGUGCAGGUGACGACUGGGGAGAGGCCCCGCGAGGAUGCAGGGAGAAGGCGGCUGUCCGCGAGCCCAGGGAGAGGCCUCAGGAGAAACCAGCCCUGCGGAUCUCAGACCUCCAGCCUCCAGGAUGCAGCAAUAAAUUUCUGCUGUGCGAGCUGCCGGGUCUGCGGUACUUUGUCACGGCGGCCCCAGCGAACUCAUGCAGGUUGGAAAAAUUCGCCCCUUCGGCGUGCACCUGCGAAUUCCAGGCUGUCUGGUGCUGGAAUGGCUUAAGGGAAGCUUGGGCUUGGGGUGCAGAGGCAGGGGACUGACCCCUGGAGUAAGUGACAUCUAAGCUAGACCUAGGAAUCCCCCAGGGAGCUGGAGGUGGAGAGGAAGGCCGGGCAGGGGGAAUGGGGCAGUGAGGGCCAAGGCUGGGGCCCUCGGGAGCCAGUCACAGGGUGAGGCGUUUGAACUUGGGGUGGGAGGUAACUGAACGGAAGCCUCAUAGGCAAUGAGAGGUGGGAAGUUUUAGGAGGCUCGAGGAGGGUGGCCUGAGGGUGGGGAGGGGUGGGGAAGGAGCCGGGGCGCUGGUGUGGGCUGCAGGGCCAGGCCACCCGCGUCACCUCCCUGGAGAAGAAAGCAGCCUUGACCGGGGCAGCGCUCCUGAGCAGAGAGCAGCCGCAGGGCUCGUGUCCAGGGGACAGCCCCGAGUCUGGCCAGCGGCAGGGGGUGGCCUCGUGGGGGUGGGCGGGAAUUCCUGGGUUCCCUGGGCAUCGAGAACCUUGGCGCCGGUCACAAUGGGCUGAGAUUCUGGGGACAGUCGAGCCGGCGGUUCUGCGGGGCAGGCCCAGCAUAGAGAGGGCGGGGUGUGGAGGGCCCCUGGGGGACCCCGGGGCCAUGAAGACUCGCAAGGAGGCAAACACGGAGGAGCAGCUCCAGGAGCUGAAGACCAUCACCGGGCUCCAGGAGCAGUGCCGGGCGCUGCAGAUGCAGCUGGUGAAGGAGAAGACGGCCAAGAACAAGGCGACGAUGACAGCCCUGCGCAGCAGCAUCCACCUCGGGUCCCAGGACUGGGCUCUGGCCAAGAAGCAUGACCAGCAGACCAUCUCCAAGGCCUGCGGGAAGGACCAGCCCACGAGGCUGGCGCACGGCCGUUGCACCAUGGAGGUGGCGCGGGAGAAGCUCCGCAAGUACGUCUUCGACCGCGUGAACGUGCACAACGCGCUAAUGCACCUAAUGCGGCGGCGCGGGCAGAAGCUGGAGAGCAUGCAGCUGCAGCUGGCCAGCCUGCAGAGCCAGCCCGAGGCCACCAAGGAGGAACUGCGCCUGCGGCAGGUCAUCCGCCAACUGGAGAACAACAUAGAAAAAACGAUGGUCAAGAUCACCACAGGCCAGAACAUCCACCUGCUGUACGCGGACCUGCUGGAUUACCUGAAAAAAAAGCUGGCAGAAUACCCCCCCGAGCUGGACAAGCUGCAGAGGCUCGUGGCUGACUACCGCUCGGAAGUGUCUGACAUGACGGUCCUGUCACAGGACGCCGUGCUGAUCACGGAUGAGGUCAAGACGAACAUGAGGCAAGGAGAAGCCACCUUCAUGGAGGAGCGCCGGGCGCGGGAGAACCGGCUGAACCAGCAGAAGAGGCUGAUAGACAAGCUCCACACGAAGGAGACCAGCGAGAGGUCCCGCCGGGGCCGCCGGGACUUGGACUUCUCCUCCAACCAGAUGGGUCCAGAAACUCUGAAAGUGAGGAAGAGAGACAGCUCCAAGGCUGCUGUCAAAUACCAGACGGACGUGAUGGCCUUGGUGGAGAGAGUCAAGGCGGCCGUGCACUGCUCCCACCUCUGGGACAUCACUGGCCGGUUCCUGGCUCAGAGGAACACGGAGGAGAACCUGCAGCUGCAGAUGGAGGACUGCGAGGAGAGGCGGGCACAGCUGAAGGCCUUGAUGAAGAAGCUGGAGGUGGAGGAGGCGAUGCUGAAGUUCCACCAGGUGCCCAGCUCCGUCAGCUUUAAGUCCGCUGAGAAGAAAAUAAUGGACGUGCUGAAGGCGGAGGAAGCCAGGCUGCAGCUGGCCCACGCCACCAUGACCAAGAGCCAGAAGCUGCUGCUGACCGUCCAGACCGGCAUCGACAACCUCUACAUCCGCCUGAUUGGCAUCCCCCUGCCCACGGCCCAGAAAGAAGCGCUGCCCUCCGAUGCCCUCGAUGUGUACGGCAAGCUGGCGUACUGCGAGCGGAAGCUGCUGCACCUGGCCGACGGUGUGCAGGCGCUGUCCAGGACGGAGGAGGUCGACACGAAGGUGAGGGACGCCCUGGAGGCCUCCACCCUGAAGGAGAAGCAGAACACCAGGAUCCGCUUUGAGGACCUGGAGGAGGACGUCAUAGAGACCUUCCAGUUCGCCGACGUGGACCACAGCUACGUGCCCUCGCGGGCCGAGAUCAAGAGGCAGGGCCAGCGCCUGAUCGAGGGCAAACUCAAGGUGGCCAAGAAGAAGAAGAAGUGACCGGAAGAGGAGGAACCCGCCCCGC